Molecule: messenger RNA, 1410 nt
Organism: Cygnus atratus (black swan)
Lineage: Eukaryota; Metazoa; Chordata; Aves; Anseriformes; Anatidae
Gene: P2RY13
Product: purinergic receptor P2Y13
Exons: 1
Coding region: 1-1032 (343 amino acids)
Biological process (GO): G protein-coupled receptor signaling pathway; negative regulation of adenylate cyclase activity
Cellular component (GO): membrane
Molecular function (GO): G protein-coupled purinergic nucleotide receptor activity
Source: RefSeq, a predicted model, not a curated record
AUGGAAGACUUUGCGAAUGAGAGUACCAUCAGUAACUCCAGCGGAGCACCCUUCUCCACCCCAUGCCACCGAGACACCAGAGUUACCCACCUGGUCUUCCCAGUACUCUAUACACUCAUCUUCCUCCUGGGACUUGUACUGAACAGCCUGGCUCUUUGGGCUUUCUUCUAUAUUCCAAGCACAUCAACUUUCAUUGUCUACCUGAAAAACACCUUAGUAUCUGAUUUUAUAAUGACACUGAUGCUUCCUCUGAAAAUCCUGACUGACUCUGGCCUGGGACCAUGGCAACUCAAAGCCUUUGUCUGUCGCUUUUCAGCCGUAAUAUUUUAUGACACCAUGUAUAUUAGCAUAGUGCUCCUUGGUCUCAUUGCUUUUGACAGGUUUCUCAAGAUCGUGAGACCCUUUGGGAAGUUCUGGGUGCAACAUGUGACCUCAGCAAAGAUCCUCGCAGGUCUGGUCUGGCUCUUCUUCCUUGUUCUCUCUCUACCAAACAUGAUCUUAUCAAACAAGAAAGCAACACCGCAGUCCGUAAAGAAGUGUGCCUCGCUGAAGAGCUACUUUGGACUCAAAUGGCAUGAAGCCGUCAAUUACAUCUGUCAGUUCGUCUUCUGGACUGUUCUCAUUCUUAUGUUUCUAUUUUACGUAAUUAUUGCCAAAAAGGUAUAUGAGUCUUACAUGAAAACACAGAAGAAAGAAAACAAAAGGGAAAAAAAGGUCAAGGGGAAAGUAUUCAUCAUUUUUACUGUGUUCUUCUUAUGCUUUGCCCCCUUUCAUUUCAGCAGGGUUCCCUAUACCCUGAGUCAAACGACAACCCGAAUGGAAUGCCGUCUGCAGAACCAGCUCUUUGUCGCUAAAGAAAGCACUCUUUGGCUGGCUGCCACAAACAUCUGCAUGGACCCUUUGAUAUACAUGUUCUUGUGCAAACCAUUUGUAGAGAAGAUAUUAUGCAGGAGAGUAGACACACUUCAGAAAACCAUUCAUACAAACCCCAAAUCCGAACUGGACACACGAACAUCGGCAACUGAACCUUGAUUCUGUAGCUCAUAUUCAUAUGUGGAUAUUUGUAGAGAAGUUAAAAAAUAAUGUUUUACUUCUGCUGUAGAAAAUUAAAGGGCAGUGGUACUGUAAUACUACUACUAAAUAAAAGUGGCACACUGGAUUUCCAUAUUUAUGCUCACUGCUUAGCUUUGAUAGGCGAAAAGCUGUCAUUCACAUUGCCACCUGAGAUCUAACACUGAUCUUCCCCAAGCUCUGCCCUCUCAUUGGGAUCACCGUCACUAAUCAAAGCUGGGGAAGCCCAACUGCAUCUUGGUUGUGCCCGCCCAGCCACAGUUCUGCACUCGCACCACAGAGAUCUGUACCACCUCAGUCAGACACUAAUGCGACUUCACAGCUGUAACCACACGAGUC